Molecule: messenger RNA, 1020 nt
Organism: Cyphellophora europaea CBS 101466
Lineage: Eukaryota; Fungi; Ascomycota; Eurotiomycetes; Chaetothyriales; Cyphellophoraceae
Product: phosphatidylserine decarboxylase
Exons: 1
Coding region: 1-1020 (339 amino acids)
Biological process (GO): phospholipid biosynthetic process
Molecular function (GO): phosphatidylserine decarboxylase activity
Source: RefSeq, a predicted model, not a curated record
AUGAAUCUCCUCUACUAUGUUAUAGAUGUCAUCCAUCAGGCCGCUGACUGGUUACUGACCACUGUCAAACUCGUCCAGAACCGAGAAGUCGGCUGGCAAACUCUCGAUCGCAAAACGGGCAUAUUCAAGCGCGAGCAGCAACCGAUUUACAAGAAAGUGAAGUUGUGGUUACUCUUCAGUCGACCACUCGAAUGGAUCGACCGAACCCAGCUGAUGCGGAAAUGGAUUCACGACAAAAGCAUCGAGGCGGGUCGGGAGGAGGCCACGAAGAGCUCGCAUGAGCAGAUUAAGAGCUUCGUCGAGUUCUACGGCAUCAACAUGGACGAUUUCAUUCCGUCGAAUAUCGAGGAGUAUGGUUCAUUCGAGGACUUCUUUGUGCGAAGACACAAGAAGGAGUCGAGGCCGAUACAUGACGAAGGGGAUCCGACCAAGGCCGUCGUGGUCGCGGACUGUCGACUGGUGGUGUACGACAGCGUGGCCGAGAGCAAAAAGCUGUGGAUCAAGGGCAAAGACUUCACUAUUGGUAACCUCAUCGAGGACGACGAGUUGGCCAAGAGCUGGCAUGAGGGGGCGAUAGCGAGCUUCCGACUGAGUCCGCAGGACUAUCAUCGAUACCACUCCCCCGUCAACGGCACGGUGCAGUGGUUCAAGCGAAUGCCUGGCGAAUACUACCAGGUCGAUCCACUGUGCCUCAGAAGUGAUAUCGAUAUCCUGACAUCCAAUGCUCGGUGCGCAGUGUGCAUCAACAGCAAGGAGUUUGGAAAAGUCUUGUUUGUGGCAAUCGGCGCAACCGACGUCGGCACGGUGGAGAUCAAUGAGAAAUUCCGCACGGCGGGCACUCACGUGGAGAAGGGCGAGGAGAUCGGAUUAUUUCAGUAUGGUGGUUCGAGUAUCGUCGUUGCCUUUGAACAAGGGCGAAUCGAGUUUGAUGAGGACCUUGCAAGCGUGAGCAGGCAGUUGAUCAUGAUGGAUGUGGAAUUGAGCAUGAGUCUGGGCCGGGCAAGAACAUCGUCGACCUGA